Molecule: messenger RNA, 1560 nt
Organism: Olea europaea var. sylvestris
Lineage: Eukaryota; Viridiplantae; Streptophyta; Magnoliopsida; Lamiales; Oleaceae
Product: transcription factor TGA2.3-like
Exons: 10
Coding region: 345-1334 (329 amino acids)
Biological process (GO): regulation of DNA-templated transcription; DNA-templated transcription
Molecular function (GO): DNA-binding transcription factor activity; sequence-specific DNA binding
Source: RefSeq, a predicted model, not a curated record
GCACCGUUUCUGUUUUCCAAAGGUCCUAAACGGGCAAUCCCCAUUUUCUUGUCGGAGCUUUGACACCGUCUCUCUCUCUCUCUCUCUCUCUCUCUCGCAGCUUCUAAACUCUCAAGCUCGCACCUACCCCCUGUUAACCUCUGUUGUUUUCUUGAUAGGUCGUUGCUGUGAUGCCACUCAAGUUGAUCACACCUCAGUGACAAAAUUCAGUCUUCUUGUGAGUGUACUUUCAUUUGGAGUAUUUUCCUCCAGUUUGGGUUCUGAUUUUCUCCUAUAAAGUAGGGUAGAUGGAAAUGCUCAUUUCAGUUUGAAGUAUUCAUUCAGGAGAUUGUGGAGCUACCACAAUGGCAGAUUUCAGUCCUCCUAGGACUGAUACUUCCACCGAUGCCGACACUGAAGAUAAAAAUAUGAUGUUUCAAAUAAAUCAAUCACAGGGUAUAGAGGCUUCCAAUGGCAAUGAUAAGUACAGAGAUCAAAAGACUGUGCGUAGGCUUGCUCAAAAUCGUGAAGCUGCCAGAAAAAGCCGUUUAAGAAAAAAAGCUUAUGUUCAACAGUUAGAGAGCAGUAGAAUGAAGUUGACACAACUUGAGCAAGAGCUCCAACGAGCUAGGCAGCAAGGCAUAUUUGUUUCAAGUUCAGGAGAUCAAUCUCAAUCUAUGGGUGGAAAUGGUGCCUUGGCCUUUGAUGUGGAAUAUGCUCGGUGGUUGGAGGAGCAUAACCGACGGAUUAAUGAGCUAAGAGGUGCUGUCAAUUCACAUGCUGGUGAAGGUGAACUUCGGAUAAUUGUUGAUGGCGUCUUGGCACAUCAUGAUAGCAUUUUCAGGAUAAAAGGGGAUGCUGCAAAGGCUGACGUCUUUCACAUAUUGUCGGGCAUGUGGAAAACUCCUGCAGAAAGGUGCUUCCUUUGGCUUGGUGGAUUUCGUUCAUCUGAGCUUCUUAAGCUUCUUAUAAAUCAUUUGGAGCUGCUGACUGAUCAGCAGUUGUUGUCUAUCAACAACUUGCAACAAUCAUCUCAGCAGGCUGAAGACGCCUUGUCACAGGGAAUGGAGGCGUUGCAGCAGUCCUUGGCUGAAACUUUGGCGGGAUCUCUUGGCCCAUCAGCUUCGUCAGGAAAUGUCGCCAACUAUAUGGGUCAAAUGGCAAUGGCUAUGGGAAAGUUAGGAACUCUUGAGGGCUUCAUCCGUCAGGCUGAUAAUUUGCGGCAACAGACUAUGCAACAUAUGCACCAUAUACUGACGACUCGCCAGUCAGCUCGUGCUCUUCUUGCAAUCAGUGACUAUUUCUCUCGGCUCCGAGCACUUAGCAGUCUUUGGCUCGCCCGUCCAAGGGAGUGAGAUCUAUAUAUGCUUAACUCUUAACACCGGCUUCAAAUAUUGUGGGUCUUGCCUGGAUUUUGAUGCUGUAUUCAUCCGUCUCCAUCGAUCUGUAUCAAAAUGGUACUGCUUCCUGUCUUCCCAAGUUUGUAUGAAUCUGUGUUGUAUGGUUUUGAUUUAGUCAGAUGUAAUUUUUUACAGGCAAGGUUAAUGAAAGUAGGAAAAAAAAAUUGUUAAUGCAGUUUCA